Chenopodium quinoa (quinoa) is the source of this 1218-nucleotide messenger RNA. RefSeq lists its product as uncharacterized. Lineage: Eukaryota; Viridiplantae; Streptophyta; Magnoliopsida; Caryophyllales; Amaranthaceae. The transcript is spliced from 2 exons. The record is from RefSeq and is a predicted model, not a curated record. The coding region runs from base 538 to 876 and encodes 112 amino acids.
GGUUUGGAGUUGGGGGUUUGUUGGUCAUUUCAAUAUUUAACUUGUGGUUGGAAGUUUACAAUGGAUUUUUUUUAUUUUUUUUAUGAAAAAGGGACAUGUCACUUUGUCACUUAAGUAUAGCUUAUAAGAAAAUUGAUCCGACUUGAAUUAAAUUGAUAGAAUACUUAUUGUCUUAAUUUACGUCUACAAACCCAUAUAACACUAUUUUCUCUACUCAUAUAACUUUACAUAGUUAAUUUUUCGAGUGGAAAAGUACAAAGGAACAAGCAAAUCAAUAAUUAUGAAAAUGAGUUGCGAUGAAAAAUUUGUCAUUUUUUAUUACUGUAUCGUCUGUAUAUGAGGUAGGAAAUAGAGUUGAAAAACUUUGUGAGAGAUGUAAAACGGAAAUUGAACAAUAUGUGUACAAAUGCGAAUCAUGUGGCGUGUGGCACAACUAAGGCCAACCAAGACACCUAGUAAAAAUACUUAAAAGUUAAAACCAAUAAGUCAGAUUUUCCAGAUUUCAGAUUAGCCAAUUAGGUAGCACAAGAUAAGGAAAUGCUGCUUUCAGGAAAUAGCUUCUUGUGCACCCAUAUUUCCCACCACUCCCUCAGAAAAAAAGGAAAGAGAUUUCCCAUAACAUUUGCAAAAAAGCCAGAUUUUCCAGAAAACGAGCAGAACCCCAAUUUCAAAUUCAAGAUCUCUAGCAAAUUAUUGACUCAAUCUGCCAUUGGAAUUCUGGGAUUAGGAUUUGUUGAUGCAGGAUAUAGUGGAGAUUGGUCAAGAAUUGGAGUGAUUUCUACAGAAACGGAGGAUUUGCUGAAGAUUGCAGCUUUUUUAGUGGUUCCUCUCUGUUUGUUUGUUAUAUUAUCUGUUGCUAAAAACCCAGAAAAUUAACAUCUUUAAUAAGUCGUGUGAACUGUUUUUAUUUUUUUAUUUUUUUUCGCUUUUGCAAUUGCACAACUGUUUUUUUUUUUUCGUGAGGUUUUUUAUGUUAUAACUGCAAUUGCACAAUGUGCGUGUAAGCAAUAUCACGAUGUGGUGCCUACAAAUUAGGCUAUAAAAUAGGCUAAUAAUCAGCAAAAAUCUUUGACUGGAAUUAAACGUGGGAGUCACCAUAACUACGAGCUGAGAUGUACAUUGACUAAACAGAAUGUAGUCAUGUACAAGAAUCUAUAAUUAAAACAUUACUUUUGUAACACGUUUAAUAUAUCCAAAUAAACAACGUUAUAUACUCUU